Piliocolobus tephrosceles (Ugandan red Colobus) is the source of this 3836-nucleotide messenger RNA. It is a transcript of the gene BMP5, whose product is annotated as bone morphogenetic protein 5. NCBI's taxonomy places the organism in Eukaryota, Metazoa, Chordata, Mammalia, Primates, Cercopithecidae. Gene Ontology annotation, molecular function: growth factor activity; cytokine activity. The coding region runs from base 727 to 1980 and encodes 417 amino acids. The transcript is spliced from 6 exons. Gene Ontology annotation, cellular component: extracellular region. The record is from RefSeq and is a predicted model, not a curated record.
ACUCUUUAGAUCUCUCUUGAAGAGGGCUGGUAUAUUUGUGCCUGCUGGAGGUGGAAUUAACAGUAAGAAGGAGAAAGGGAUUGAAUGGACUUACAGGAAGGAUUUCAAGUAAAUUCAGGGAAACACAUUUACUUGAAUAGUACAACCUAGAGUAUUAUUUUACACUAAGACGACACAAAAGAUGUUAAAGUUAUCACCAAGCUGCCGGACAGAUAUAUAUUCCAACACCAAGGUGCAGAUCAGCAUAGAUCUGUGAUUCAGAAAUCAGGAUUUGUUUUGGAAAGAGCUCAAGGGUUGAGAAGAACUCAAGAGCAAGUGAAGAUUACUUUGGGAACUACAGUUUAUCAGAAGAUCAACUUUUGUUAAUUCAAAUACCAAAGGCCUGAUUAUCAUAAAUUCAUAUAGGAAUGCAUAGGUCAUCUGAUCAAAUAAUAUUAGCCGUCUUCUGCUACAUCAAUGCAGCAAAAACUCUUAACAACUGUGGAUAAUUGGAAAUCUGAGUUUCAGCUUUCUUAGAAAUAACUACUCUUGACACUUUCCAAAAUAUUUAAAAUAGGACAGGAAAAUCAGUGAGGAUGUUGUGCUCAGAAAUGUCACUGUCAUGAAAAAUAGGUAAAUUUGUUUUCAGCUACUGGGAAAGUGUACCUCCUAGAAACUUAGAUUUUUUUUUUUUUUUUUAAGAGGACAAGAAGGACUAAAAAUAUCAACUUUUGCUUUUGGACAAAAAUGCAUCUGACUGUAUUUUUACUUAAGGGUAUUGUGGGUUUCCUCUGGAGCUGCUGGGUUCUAGUGGGUUAUGCAAAAGGAGGUUUGGGAGACAAUCAUGUUCACUCCAGUUUUAUUUAUAGAAGACUACGGAACCACGAAAGACGGGAAAUACAAAGGGAAAUUCUCUCUAUCUUGGGUUUGCCUCACAGACCCAGACCAUUUUCUCCUGGAAAACAAGCGUCCUCUGCACCUCUCUUUAUGCUGGACCUCUACAAUGCCAUGACCAAUGAAGAAAAUCCUGAAGAGUCGGAGUACUCAGUAAGGGCAUCCUUGGCAGAAGAGACCAGAGGGGCAAGAAAGGGAUACCCAGCCUCUCCCAAUGGGUAUCCUCGUCGCAUACAGUUGUCUCGGACGACUCCUCUGACCACCCAGAGUCCUCCUCUAGCCAGCCUCCAUGAUACCAACUUUCUGAAUGAUGCUGACAUGGUCAUGAGCUUUGUCAACUUAGUUGAAAGAGACAAGGAUUUUUCUCACCAGCGAAGACAUUACAAAGAAUUUCGAUUUGAUCUUACCCAAAUUCCUCAUGGAGAGGCAGUGACAGCAGCUGAAUUCCGGAUAUACAAGGACCGGAGCAACAACCGAUUUGAAAAUGAAACAAUUAAGAUUAGCAUAUAUCAAAUCAUCAAGGAAUACACAAAUAGGGAUGCAGAUCUGUUCUUGUUAGACACAAGAAAGGCCCAAGCUUUAGAUGUGGGUUGGCUUGUCUUUGAUAUCACUGUGACCAGCAAUCAUUGGGUGAUUAAUCCACAGAACAAUUUGGGCUUACAGCUCUGUGCAGAAACAGGGGAUGGACGCAGUAUCAACGUAAAAUCUGCUGGACUUGUGGGAAGACAGGGACCUCAGUCAAAACAACCUUUCAUGGUGGCCUUCUUCAAGGCGAGUGAGGUACUUCUUCGAUCUGUGAGAGCAGCCAACAAACGAAAAAAUCAAAACCGUAAUAAAUCCAGCUCUCAUCAGGACUCCUCCAGAAUGUCCAGUGUUGGAGAUUAUAACACAAGUGAGCAAAAACAAGCCUGUAAGAAGCACGAACUCUAUGUGAGCUUCCGGGAUCUGGGAUGGCAGGUUCAUCUGAUGUUUCCUGAUCACGUACCAAAGCCUUGUUGUGCUCCAACCAAAUUAAACGCCAUCUCUGUUCUGUACUUUGAUGACAGCUCCAAUGUCAUUUUGAAAAAAUAUAGAAAUAUGGUAGUACGCUCAUGUGGCUGCCACUAAUAUUAAAUAUUGAUAAUAACAAAAGAUCUGUAUUAAGAUUUAUGGCUGCAAUAAAAAGCAUACUUUCAGACAAAUGGGGAAUUUCCUAAAAUUAGUCUGGCUCAUUUUGACUCUUUUCCUAUGUACAAUAUCAUGUAUAUAGUCAUUUUUAUUUAUUUAAAGGUAUAUAUUCUCUUUUGUGGAUGCUUUAUCAGUAAAAUUUAUAGGCCACUACAUUAUACAAUAGAUCAUCUAGUCUAAUUUUCAAUGGGUUAUGCUGAGUCCAUUCAAUUCCAUUUCAACAUUUUUUUCGAAUACAAUUUUAUAUAAUUUUCUGAGAUUAGACAGAACUCCUUUGACUGUUUAAUAUUGUGGAAGGAAAUUGAAUAAUUUAUUUAUAUUGUGCCAAUGAAAACCACGAUAGGAUAUUUAUUUAGAAAUAAGACUUAAAAAAAUAACAACCCAAACAAAAAUGCUUGGAUAAACACAAUUUCUCUUUUAGAGUUCCUGCUUCAUUAGAUAAAGUGAAAUGUUGAACUGGAUUUGAAUAAAUAAACAGUAGGCAGAACAUAGAAGCUGAAAGAUUGCACAUAAUUGUUUUAACUGUUUGCUUUAAUAAAACUGGUGUAACUGUAGGAGCAUGUUCCUUUUUGGCUUGUGGAUCGUAGAUUUUGCAAAGAGCUCAAAGCUUCAGAAGACAGGCUUGAGCCUGUGUCCAUAGCUUUCCAAGUUAACACUAACUGUAGUACAACCUUCUUACCUCAAAUAAAUCAUAUCUGCCUAUUAUCUAGAACACUACUGCUGCAGAAUUUUUUUUUUUUUUUUUUUUUUUAGAUUUAAAAACCUAGUCCAAAAUAAAUAAACAUUUACAUGUGCUCCACUUUCCUCCCCACAGGCAGGAGUCACUGCAUGCAUAAAACGUACAAGAGCAGAAGAUGCCGACAGAACCAUUUUCUUUAACUCUCCUUUAUAACUGAGUUUGCUGAUUGAUGUGAUGCAAGGGAUUUUAUUUAGAAGUAAAAGCACUGAAACUAAACUGGAGGAAAUUAUCAAAAGUCCCAGAAUGGCUUUGACAGAAUUGCCAUUUCUGAAGAACAGCUGAAAUUCAUUUUUUCAUAUCUUUGAGAGUGAGCUCAAUGAAAACCUUAUUUUGUAAAGGGAUUCUGUAAACCUUCUUCCAAGCACAAGUAAUUCCAAACAGGAAGGUUCUGGGGCGGGGGUGUGUGGGUGUGUGCAUGUGUGUUCUUCCCUCUAAAAUUAAUUUAUUUUCUCUAUCUAUUGGAAUGCCCUGUAAGGCCUUUCUUUAAUACACACUGACUUUUUGAAGAAUGAUCUUCAGAAUGAUAACUUGCUAUUUUAUGGUGACUCUGUGGUUAGGCUUAUUUACAGUUAAUCUAAAAUAUUCAUAAAGCACCAUUUAUUAAUCAUCCUUUUGGAUCUUUCAAACAAAAUUUAAAAGUGUCUUCAAAAAUGUUAUGGCUUUGUAAUUCAGGUAUAUUAAAAUGUUUUGAAAUACAGUUUAUCUUAAAGAAAAUUUGACAGUAACUAUAUUAACGGGGAUGUUAAGUAAUAUAUUUUUGAUUAAUGGUGUACCAUUGAGAGAAUAAGAAAGGGAAGUCUAUUAUUUUAUUCUUUAAAUGUGCUGUUUAAAUAUAUUUCCAUAUUUUAAAAUAAAACAGAUGCUAAUUUCUGCUGUUCUUGAUUUGGUUCUUUAUUUAAAAGGAAUACAAAAUGUAAGUAUGUCAUAAAUUGAGACUAUAAAAAUAUUUAUCAAAUACAAAGUGUGGAUCACAUGAUUCUUUAUGUUGUUCUUAAUUGCUAAAAUUGUUUUUUGUGUUGUUAAUAAUUAUCUCACUAUUAAAUGUGCAAAGCAACAA